AACAAAUGAUGAGGGUGCGAAAAAAAUGGUGCAGACUCCACAGUGUCGACGUCAAACAUUGAAACAAGGUGAUAGUAGUGGUGGUGGUUACGGAAGGUGGCUGAAGGUGAAGAGAUGUGAUACCAGAGGAACAAACCACCGGGCGUGGGCUGCAGAACACUCUCAUUGGCUAUUUCAACUGAGACGUGCCGGUUUCCCCCGCCGUUAUGCUUACCAGUAGCCGGCCAAUCAAGCGCAACAGAGACACGACGAUUACUUUUGAAACGUAUAAAUGUGACGGUGGAAAGUCGUCCGUUGUCAGUUCUUCUUUUAAAACCCUCUCAUCAUCAUCCAGUUGUUGAGCUCAUACCUUUUCAAACAGUUUGUCUCAUUUUCCUGACAAGCAGAGAACCAACUUUUUAGAGUCUAUAGACCCAACGGAUAAGAGCCAUUAAUAAGUGUGCAUCAUCGUGACGAUCGCGGGUUUAAUUUGAGGAGACAAUCAUAAAACGGUGCAUAAAGAUGCAACGGAGUCUAUUAGGGUUUCUCGUGGGCUUUUCCACAAUCACAAUUCUCCUGCAAGUGGUAGCAGGAAGUUCCCUCGGCUUCCUGCGCGCUCUGGCGCAAGAAGAGGCUGAAGACGAGCAGCAGCAGCAGUUGGCCUUCGAUGAUGUAGAACAAACAAAUAUGAUCUCAGACUACCCAAUUAAAUACACACCAACACAUAAACAGAGCAAAGAAUGGGUUAAAGUGGAGUUAUCUGGAUCACUGCAUUCUCGCGUUCUUUCGAAAGGGCAAUAUUAUGAGUUGACCUGUAAAGGUGAAGGUGGACCAGCACCUCAAAUCUAUUGGAUACGUGGUGGAAAUAUUCAGCGACAGCUCGAUGAACUUAAAAAAACGAGCCUCGCUUAUGACCCAUCAGUAUUUGUAAAUGCCGGUGCUGCAAAAAAGGAAUCAAAAUAUGUGAUUGAUUGCGCAUCGAAACAGGAUGAAGGGCCUAUUCACUGCGUGGCGAUUGCCGGUGACAAAGUCAAAUGGGAAUCAACAAAUAUUUUGGUACCUGAUAACGUAAACUCAACGCGAAGUGGAUCCUGUGGCUCCUUUCGUCCACCUGUCAUAACCCAUCAUGCGGCGACUGUCGUCGCAUUUCAAGAUACAUCAGUGAUCCUUCCGUGUAUAGCCACAGGAAAACCCCGGCCUUACAUCACAUGGGAAACAUCAGAUGGUAGUUUAAUUACGAAUCACCUCUUCAAUCCACGUUAUAAAGUACUUAGUACUGGCAACCUGCUGAUUAAUGCACUCGAGUGGGAUGACAUGAAUGAAUAUACUUGUAUAGCAAGAUCGAAUUUGGGAGAGGACCGAGUCUCCACAUUCAUCUAUCCGGCCCAACGCGACGAUAGGGGUUAAAAUGUCCCCAUUAAGGACACAAAACAAGAUGAACCAAUGGCCAUUGAGAGUACUUGCAAUCCACCUGUUUCUAGUUCUUAGAUAGCUGACUAUUGUGCUGAAAAUGAAAAUUUAAAAAAGAAACCUUGCCGGCAGCGAUCCUCGCAUUUUUUUAUGGAAGAAGACAAAAAAAAGAGAACGAAAGCACGACAUACUUAUCUAGUCAUUAAGUGUUAGUAAACGCCUCUUAUUUGUUAAGGCCGAAUCCCAUACGUAGUCAUUAUUUAAAUUAUUUUUCUCUCCCUAAAUCUUCAAUUAUUUUUGUCUCGUACAAAAUUACAUUCCACGUUAUCAUUGACCAAUUAAUUGAUUAAUUAAUGUAUUAUUAUUGGUUAUUUGUCGGUGUGAUCAGGGUGUAUUUAUGUAAUUAAUAUAUUUAUGAUCGCCGGAAAUAUGUACUUACAAGUGAAUAAAUGUAUUUUGUCAUACCA
Molecule: messenger RNA, 1856 nt
Organism: Diachasma alloeum
Lineage: Eukaryota; Metazoa; Arthropoda; Insecta; Hymenoptera; Braconidae
Gene: ImpL2
Product: neural/ectodermal development factor IMP-L2
Exons: 7
Coding region: 502-1386 (294 amino acids)
Source: RefSeq, a predicted model, not a curated record